Molecule: messenger RNA, 1978 nt
Organism: Neomonachus schauinslandi (Hawaiian monk seal)
Lineage: Eukaryota; Metazoa; Chordata; Mammalia; Carnivora; Phocidae
Gene: MARCKS
Product: myristoylated alanine rich protein kinase C substrate
Exons: 2
Coding region: 410-1411 (333 amino acids)
Biological process (GO): central nervous system development; actin filament organization
Cellular component (GO): actin filament bundle; cytoplasm; plasma membrane
Molecular function (GO): actin filament binding; calmodulin binding
Source: RefSeq, a predicted model, not a curated record
GGGCGUUGGACCCCGCAUCUUAUUAGCAACCAGGGAGAUUUCUCCAUUUUCCUCUUGUCUACAGUGCGGCUACAAAUCUGGGAUUUUUUUAUUACUUCUUUUUUUUUUUUAAACUACACUUGGGCUCCUUUUUUUGUGCUCGACUUUUCCUCCCUUUUUCCCUCCCUCCUGCGCUGCUGCUUUUUAUCUCUUCGACUUAAAUCUUUUUACCCGGAGUGUAUUUAAUCGGUUCUGUUCUGUCCUCUUCACCACCCCCACUCCCCCCUCCCUCCGGUGUGUGUGCUGCUGCUGCCGCCGCCGCUGCUGCUGCCGCCGCCGCUGCUGUUGCCGCUCGCCCCGUCGUUACACCAACCGGAGGCUCUUUGUUCCCCCCUUGGAUCUGUUGAGUUUCUUUGUUGAAGAAGCCAGUAUGGGUGCCCAGUUCUCCAAGACCGCUGCGAAGGGAGAAGCCACCGCGGAGAGGCCCGGGGAGGCGGCUGUGGCCUCGUCGCCUUCCAAAGCGAAUGGGCAGGAAAAUGGCCACGUGAAAGUAAACGGCGACGCCUCUCCCGCGGCCGCCGAGCCGGGCGCCAAGGAGGAGCUGCAGGCCAACGGCAGCGCCCCGGCCGCCGACAAGGAGGAGCCCGCGGCCGCCGGCAGCGGGGCGGCGUCGCCCGCUGCGGCCGACAAGGAGGAGCCGGCCGCCGCCGCCCCCGAAGCCGGGGCCAGCCCCGCGGAGAAGGAGGCCCCCGCGGAGGGCGAGGCCGCCGAGCCGGGCUCGCCCUCGGCCGCGGAGGGAGAGGCCGCGUCGGCCGCCUCCUCGACGUCUUCGCCCAAGGCCGAGGACGGGGCCACGCCCUCGCCCAGCAACGAGACCCCGAAAAAAAAAAAGAAGCGCUUUUCCUUCAAGAAGUCUUUCAAGCUGAGCGGCUUCUCCUUCAAGAAGAACAAGAAGGAAGCGGGAGAGGGCGGGGAGGCCGAGGGCGCAGCCGGCGCCUCCGCCGAAGGCGGCAAGGACGAGGCCGCCGGGGGCGCCGCUCCAGCCGCCGCAGAGGCGGGCGCGGCCUCCGGGGAGCAGGCGGCGGCGCCGGGCGAGGAAGCCGCGGCGGGUGAGGAGGGGGCGGCGGGCGGCGACCCGCAGGAGGCCAAGCCCGAGGAGGCCGCCGUCGCGCCCGAGAAGCCGCCCGCCAGCGAGGAGACCAAGGCCCCCGAGGAGCCCAGCAAGGCCGAGGAGAAGGCCGAGGAGGCCGGGGCCAGCGCCGCUGCCUGCGAGGCGCCUUCAGCCAGCGGGCCCGGUGCGCCCCCGGAGCAGGAGGCGGCGCCCGCGGAGGAGGCGGCGGCCGCAUCAGCCUCGUCAGCCUGCGCAGCCCCCUCACAGGAGGCCCAGCCGGAGUGCAGUCCAGAAGCCCCCCCAGCGGAGGCGGCAGAGUAAAAGGGCCCGAUUUUUGAGAUAAUCGAAGAACUUUUCUCCCCCCGUUUGUUUGUUGGAGUGGUGCCAGGUACUGGUUUUGGAGAACUUGUCUACAACCAGGGAUUGAUUUUAAAGAUGUCUUUUUUUAUUUUACUUUUUUUUUAAGCAGCAAAUUUUGUUCCCCCUCCUUCCCCACAGAUCCCAUCUCAGAUCAUUCUGUUACCACCAUUCCAACAGGUCGAGGAGAGCUUAAACACCUUCCUCUGCCUUGUUUCUCUUUUGUUUUUAUUUUUUUGCAUCAGUAUUAAUGUUUUUUGCAUACUUUGCAUCUUUAUUCAAAAAUGUAAACUUUCUUUGUCAGUCUAUGGACAUGCCCAUAUAUGAAGGAGAUGGGUGGGUCAAAAGGGAUAGCAAAUGAAGUGAUAGGGGCCACGAUGGGGAAAUUGAAGUGGUGCGUAACAUUGCCAAGAAUAAUGUACCACUAGAAAUGAUGGUGUAAAGGCUUAGUCUUUUUUUUUUUUAAAGUUAUUACGUUGUAUUUUGUGAGGCAGGUUUACAACACUACAAGUCUUGACUAAGAAGGAAAGA